Drosophila mojavensis is the source of this 3188-nucleotide messenger RNA. RefSeq names its product connectin (gene Con). The record is from RefSeq and is a predicted model, not a curated record. Lineage: Eukaryota; Metazoa; Arthropoda; Insecta; Diptera; Drosophilidae. Bases 598 to 2685 code for a protein of 695 amino acids. The transcript has 5 exons. Gene Ontology annotation, molecular function: protein binding.
AUUUAACCCUCGUCGUGCACGCAACGUGGGCGAACAGCAGCAGCAGCAGCAGCAGAAGUAUCAAUUGCGAUAUAUCCAAUUUUGGAGUCUUGGCGAAACGAAUGAGACGCGAAUGAGAAGCGCUAUCAUUAGUCUUCGUUAGGCGGUCUUUGUGUCAACAACGUGUUGCUCCACAUUUUUUAGCCCACCCAGUGUGCGUUAGUGUUGUUUCCGUGUGCUGGAGCUGCGUGUGCGUUUACAAAAUAACGGUACUCUGCUCAUUUAUCACGGCGAAAACCAGAAACAAAGUGUUGCAUACUCUAAAGAGCGUGCGACUUAAGUCGUUUGUGCCACACUGUGCAACAAGUUUAUUCAACUUUAAAGUGUUUGUGCCAAAUACAAGUGCAAGUGCAAAUAAACACAAUACUUUAUACAUUAAAUAUAAAAUAAUAUAUAUAUAGAUAUAUAUUUACACUCGCCUACAAAGAGAAUAGCGCCAAAGCAGCGCAUUAGUCAGCGGAAAAAAUUUACUGCUUUACAGAGGACCGUACGUGACGCGGCCCUUUUUAUACACUUAAUCAAAAGCCAAGAGCGAAGAACCCGCGGCCCGCUUUCGCAAUGUUGCCGCAUCAUCAUCAGCGCCACAGAAUGUGGAAGCUGCUGGGCUUGCUGCUGCUCUUGAGCAGUUGCCUCGUGGCGCCCGCUGAGGCACGCUCGCGGGAUAAGGAGGAGCGACGCAGCAAUCGUGGACGUAACAGCAAUUUGGGCGCCUCUGCUUCCGCAUCGGCCGUGACCGGCAAUAACAAUGGCGGCUACUACACUAGCAGCUCGGCCUAUGGCAGCAGCAGUGGCAGCAGCGCCUUGACAGGCAUCACUGGCUACAACGGACCCAUCGAUACCACCGGCUUUUGUAUGCGCCGACGUGAUAUGAAGCUCAUGUGCUACUGCACGCCGGACGAGAAUCACAUUCCCGUGCAGAAGGCCGAGUGCUGGGUGUUCUCGGAGGGCUUGCAUCAGAAUGAUACCACCUGGACGCGCUUCUAUCAGCAGAAGCGUCUGCGCGAGCUCAAGUUCGUCAUCCAGAACAAUGCACGCCUGGACUACAUACCCACCAUGAUCAUUGAGCCGCUGAAGAAUCUGAGCAGCAUCGUCAUCGAGUACUCCCAGGUGGAGAUCGUCAAGAGUUAUGCCUUUGCCAAUUUGCCCUUCCUCGAGCGCAUCAUUCUGAACAACAAUCACAUUAUGGCCCUCGAUCAGGAUGCCUUCGCCAAUCACAUACGCUUGCGUGAACUGAAUCUGGAGCACAAUCAGAUCUUUGAAAUGGAUCGUUAUGCUUUCCGCAAUCUGCCGCUGUGCGAGCGUCUCUUCCUGAACAACAACAACAUCAGUACUCUGCACGAAGGACUCUUCGCGGACAUGGCACGGCUGACCUACCUGAAUCUGGCCUACAAUCAGAUCAAUGUACUGACCAGCGAGAUCUUCCGCGGAUUGGGCAAUCUAAAUCUGCUCAAGUUGACGCACAAUAAUCUCAAUUUUAUUGGCGACACGGUGUUUGCUGAGCUCUGGAGCUUGACUGAGCUGGAGCUGGACGAUAAUCGUAUCGAGCGCAUUUCGGAGCGUGCCUUGGACGGUUUGAAUAAUUUGAAAACGUUGAAUUUGCGCAAUAAUUUGCUGAAGAAAAUUGACACCGGCUUGCUGCGUGGCACGCCGGCUCUGCUGUCCAUCAAUGUGCAGGCAAACAAAUUGGAAACACUCACGUUCUACACAUUCCAGCCAAUUAUGGACAAUUUGGUCAACAGCACCAGCGAGCUGUUGGUGUCAGACAACAAAUUCAUUUGCGACUGUCGUCUGCAGUGGAUCUUUGAAUUGAGAAAUCGCACACGUCACCAGCAGCUGCGCGACUCAUUGGAGAAUUUCAUUUGUGCUCUGCAGGAGCCGAAGCUGUCGCACUUCGUGGAUCCGGUGCCGUCGCAUAUACUCGAUCUGUUAAACUUUGGCGGUUUCACGGCCAUUGGCAGCAACAGCGCCAGCAUGGGCGGCAUUGGCGGCAUCGGCAGCAGCAGCAGCAGCAACUACGCCAAUCUGGAGGAGCUGAGCAGCAGCAAUGGGCUGACCAUGAAAAAGCAUAGCUCGAGCAAAUCACGACAGGCGUUGCGCGGCCAGCGACAAUUCACAGACAAUACCGAAAAUGUGGUCGAGUCGAAGCUGCGAGUGCGUCGCAAGCGUCAACAGCAACCGGAAGCGGAGAUAGGCGGCGUCGCUGCCGUGGCGCAAACACAAAAGCGGUAUGACUACUACGACGACACCAAUGGCAAUGCACACGCAUCGAGCUUGGGCCUGACACAUGGCUUGGACAUGGAUGACAAUCUGAACUUGCAUAAGCAAAGCAGUUUCUAUGGCGCCACUGGCCUGGCUCACAACGAUGUCGAGUUGCAGCACCAGCUGCAACCGCAAGCCGGCGAUGCACUCGACACCAUGGCCAAUAAGAACUCCUUGAACGUUCAUCUCUUCAUGCUGAAGCCGGAUAUGCUGCCCUGCCACGAUGAGCUGAGCGAUCCCACCGAGCUGCCACUGUCCCGUGAUCUGAUGGAUGUGCGCAGCAAUGCGGGCCAAGAUCUGCUCAUCAAUGGUGCAAACCCCAUGCAGCUGACACUUGGACUACUAUUAAGCAGCCUCACUCUCAUGCUGCUGCUCAGUCAGGGUUGAGCAUCUAUCGGGGAGGUCGCUCUACAGCCCAUAUGAGUUUUAAUUGUAAAUACUCGUGAGCAUUCAGUUGGUUGUUCUACAGCAAAAAUUAACUAAAUACUAAAGAUCUUUUCAUAUGGAUACAGAGUAGAACUUUUGGAAACGAGCUUCAAAAAAAUAAAACACAAAAAAAAAAGAGAUAAAGGAGAAAGAAAACUAAAACACCCUAAAGUCUUGUAUAUAUGUAAAAAAUGGAAAUUCGAUAAACCAAAAAAAAAAAAAAAAAAAAAAGUGAAACCUAAACUUAAUUUAAAACCUAGCUGUUAGCUGUAGCAUUAGUCUUGACUUUGACAGAAACUUUGAACCGAACUACCAGCAGCACUAAUAAAACCGAACAGAUAUCACGAAAAUUCAAAUAGAAAAACCAAAAACAUAAAGAAAAACCUCCGAACAAACUGGCGUUUCAUUUUAACUUAAAACAACAAAAAAGAAUAUGAAAAAAAAAAAAAAAACUUAAACCCAGC